UACUACACUAUUCUGAUAAACUCUGCGCAUUUCGGCCAUGGAAACCACUAUAGUCAGCUCUCAGCUUCAACUCUUCACCACCAAUUACUUCAAGAUUUCAGGAAACGAUAUUAUGCAUAGGGAGAAAUUUUGUCAUCGACCAAUUCCUGGAUUAUUUCCACUCAAGAUAAAUUGUUCAAGAUUCGGUGGAAAGCCCUUAUUGUUGUUAGAUAGGCAAAAUAUCAGACCUUCUUAUGAUAUUGUUUCUAAGCUGAGAGGAAGAUGUUUUGAAAUUAAAGCUGCAUCUACUGAGUCUUUAGGUUAUGAACAAUUCCUGCCUGAACCUAAUGCUGGCGAAGUGGUUCUUCCCUUGCAUGAUUCUGGUGGCAAUGAUUCGUUGCGACCAAGGCCGAAAGCUUAUAAGAAUAGAUUUUUGAACUUUGUUCGCCUCAGUUCAGUCCUUAAUACUGCUGCUGAAUCUUUCUUUAAAAGUGAGAUACGAAGGAGGUUAUUUGUGACUGCCAUCCUUAUUGUGAUAAGUCGUGUUGGCUACUUCAUUCCUCUACCUGGUUUUGAUCGGCGGUUGAUGCCCCAGGACUAUCUUAGCUUUGUCUCAGGCUCAGUUGAUGAACUAGGUGACAGCACACCGGAACUUAAGCUUUCUUUGUUCCAAUUGGGUAUCAGUCCUCAAAUUGCAGCAUCAAUUCUCAUGCAGGUUCUUUGCCAUGUGGUUCCUUCUUUGGUGAAGUUGCGAAAAGAAGGCUUGGAUGGUCACGAGAAGAUUAAGAGUUAUAUAUGGUGGAUUUCGCUUGGGUUUGCCAUAGUGGAGGCUCUGGUUCUUUCUUGUUAUUCGCUCUCAUAUUCCAUUUAUGCUGCCAGUUACAGGGUAAAGCACGUGAUGUUGACAUCUUCCCUUUUGGUGUGUGGUGCAAUGACUAUGACAUGGAUUUGUGACAAAAUAACAGAUGCUGGAUUUGGUCAAGGCUCGUCAUUGAUUAUCUGUGUGGGGAUUUUGACUGGCUACACAGAUACAUUGUCCAAAAUGCUUACUCAACUAUCAGGAACUGCUGUUAGCUGGUGGCCAUAUGUACUAGCUGUUUUUGGUGUUUUUACUGUAGUAACUAUGUGGGCAGUUGUUGUGACUGAGGGUUGCCGGAAAAUCAAGCUGCAGUAUUUUGGUUUUAAACUUGCUUCAGCUGCAAGAGAAGAUUCUCCAAUUAUUGAGGUGGAGCCUUACAUCCCGUUCAACAUAAAUCCUUCAGGGAUGCAGCCUGUUCUCACAACUUCUUACCUAUUGGCUUUUCCCGGCAUCCUAGCAAGCCUUCUUGGUUCACGCUUUUGGGAAAAUGUGAGAAAUACCCUGAAUCCUGAAACUUCUCUUGGUGCUGAGCCAUGGGUUUAUUACACAAUUUAUGCGUUCUUUGUGUUCCUCUUCAAUAUAUUUGACAUUGCAAACAUGCCCAAGGAAAUAGCUGAUUAUUUGAACAAGAUGGGGGCCAGAAUUCCACAUAUAAAGCCUGGAAAGGCUACCAUUGAAUAUCUGACAAAAGUUCAAGCUUCAACACGUUUUUGGGGUGGUUUAUUGUUAAGUAUUUUGGCCACCACAUCUACAAUACUUGAUCAUUAUUUACGCCGCAUCAAUGAGGGAUUUGCAAUAGGUUUCACGUCAGUUUUGAUAAUAGUGGGUUCAAUCAUUGAACUCAGAAGAUCUUAUCAAGCUUAUAAUGUGAUGCCAAGUCUGAGCAAUGCAUUAAGGCGUUAUGGUGUUUAACAUCUUCACAUGCUGGCUAAACUCUCUCAGAACUCCCUCCAUGAUAUAUUUUGGUGGAAAGUGUGGUAUUUGCAAAAGAUCUUUGAUCCAUGGUUCACUGGAGAUUGAAGAAGCAGUUGGUCUUCGUAGAGGUCUGGUCAUUUUUUGGGGGAACAAGACGAACUAUUCAGAGCUGACUCGGUAUGCAAAGCAUUUGAAGUCUAGAGCCACAAUGACAGGAGGCACUUGCUUCAACGCUGGAAAAGGAAGUUCUUGCUCCGCUCCUUUCCUUGCCAUGAAAACAGCAAAUCUCUUGGCUUAAUGGUUUGCAUGUUUAAGAGCGAUUUUCUGCAGAUUAGAGAUCAGGAACCUGCUAUCUGAAAUGAUUGGUGCAUGCUCAUGAAUUGAUGGAUCUCCUUAUUUGUACCCACAGGAAAAAUGACUAUGAAUUUGUGGAUUCAAUCAAGUCAGUGGUAAUAGCAUCUCCAGAACUUGCAUAGCUGCAAGGAAGCUUGGUCGUCCGUCCUAUGGAAAAGUCUGUUUAACUGGCUGA
This is a messenger RNA of Coffea eugenioides, 2282 nucleotides long. Its product is annotated as preprotein translocase subunit SCY2, chloroplastic. The record is from RefSeq and is a predicted model, not a curated record. Lineage: Eukaryota; Viridiplantae; Streptophyta; Magnoliopsida; Gentianales; Rubiaceae. The coding region runs from base 38 to 1750 and encodes 570 amino acids. Gene Ontology annotation, biological process: protein localization to chloroplast; SRP-dependent cotranslational protein targeting to membrane, translocation; thylakoid membrane organization. Gene Ontology annotation, cellular component: membrane; plastid envelope. The transcript has 13 exons. Gene Ontology annotation, molecular function: signal sequence receptor activity; transmembrane protein transporter activity.